AUGGCCGCAGUGACAGUGAGCUCUCGUCCCCCCUUCCUCGUCUUGUCCUCGUGCGUCUACUACUGCUUCUUGAUGCAUGCCGCCAUCCAUGUCCCUCGCGUUGGCUCCCUGUCCUUCAACCUCAGCUUCUCCCAACCCCAAAGCCCUGGUCUGUCUCAGCUGAUAAACUGCACCGGCGACGCCAUGCUCGCUCAAGAUACACUUGUGCUGACACGAACCACCGGCACCGCCGCCGAGAUCAGUAGGAACCGUGAUAGUCGCCGUGCUAGUGCCUCUGCUAUUUCUAUUGGUGUGUGCAGCCGUGCUGGUAUGGCAGCAUAA
Molecule: messenger RNA, 321 nt
Organism: Miscanthus lutarioriparius
Lineage: Eukaryota; Viridiplantae; Streptophyta; Magnoliopsida; Poales; Poaceae
Source: the annotation of a GenBank genome assembly